AUGGCAUUUUUUUCCUUUAAAGGCUACAGCCUCGAGUCGCGAUUGCACUUUCGCAUGCAUGCUGCACAUGCCCUCUUAUAUCCAGAAAACCAAGAACCCAGCGUUCGGACACACUUUAUCUCUGGCUCUUGCACUCCUGCGCAGAUGGCCUCUCCUUCAGUUUCGCCUUCCUCUUCCUCUACCCAUAAUUCUAUACUUCACAUAGAAGGUGGUGGCCAAUCUAUAUCUAGUUCCCCUACAACUUCUUUUUUAUAUCAAACUCAGUCUUAUGAUUUUAAUAACUCCUCAGCAAAACCUACCUCUCAGUCUUAUUCACAUUCUUUUCCGUCAUUCCUUCGUCUCUCUUGGCUUGGAGGUAAAUCCCCUACCUCGGAGCAACAUUUACUACCAACUUUGCAGAUUGAUUCUCAGAUUUCACCGCAUUCGCCAUCGUCAUCUAUGGCGUCCCAAAUGCUACAAUCACCAGUUCAACCUGAGAAGACGGGCACAACCUCAACGUCUUCUUCAAAUCAAAUUGUUCGACAACACAAGCCACCCACUAGCCUAGAAACCAACCCAGCCAGUAAUUCCAGAAGAGGAUAUAGUCGCCUUGGCCGCGCUUCGAUUGGGGGAGGAGGUUUAUUUGACGCAGAUGAAGAGGAUGAUGACGAUGAGGAAUUAAAAAACCAAGGAUAA
Protopolystoma xenopodis is the source of this 675-nucleotide messenger RNA. The record is from the annotation of a GenBank genome assembly. Lineage: Eukaryota; Metazoa; Platyhelminthes; Monogenea; Polystomatidea; Polystomatidae.